UUACAAACUGAAAGAAAAACAUCUCAUAUCCUUUUUGUUAAAUACAUUACAGAAAUAAAAAACAAUCAUUCAAGAAAAAUGCCAGCUAGUCUCAUAGGUGCUGCAUUCCGUUCAUCCAAGCUUAAUGAAUGUUACCUUUUCGUGAAAGAAAGGUAUGUGAUUUUAGAUUAUAAUACAUUAAGGAAAGAUCUUAUCAGUGGUCCGGUUGAUAUUGAUGCAGGAUUUCCAAUGUUUUCCAAAACGAUAUUUAAAAGGGGAAUAGAUUCUUCAUUUGAAACCGAUGGCAAUGUUGCAUACUUUUUCUCUAAAAGUCAAUGUGUCAAAACAGAUUAUGCUCCACGUUCUGGUCCUGCAGCUGCCAGAAUAGUUAUAGGUCCUAUUGAAAUUGUUGAGAUGUUUCCUUCUCUCGUGACAACACCGUUUGCAAAUGGAAUAGAUGCGGCAUUGAUCAGGCACAACGGUUCGAGCGAGGUUUAUUUAUUCAAAGGAAAUAUGUGCUGUAUUUUAGACUAUAAGUCCAAUGAUGUUUAUAAUCUUAUAAACAUUACCUAUCAUUAUCCGGCAUUUUUCAAUACAGUCUUUAAAGACGGUAUUGAUGCAGCUUUUACUUCUCAUAGUGGGAGUGAAAUUUUCAUUUUCAAAGGAGAACAUUGUGCACGUAUUAAUCUUGCCGGAGAAUUUAUUGGUGGUAUCAAACGAAUCCAUGAUGAUUGGCCCACUCUUCGUGGCAUAAUAUAAUACUAUCAUGCAUCACUUCUAGAACAAAUGAAAUAGUGACAAAGAUUAGUGACAGAAAAAAUAUGAAAUAUCUCUCUAAAUCUCACUAAAUUGUGAUUAAUUAGAGAAACAAAUUUCAUAUCUUAUUCUUUCUAGAUCUUCUUCAUUAAUAUAGUUUUUUUUCUAGUUUUGCGUAUAUGGUCUUAAUAUGGUUCAAUAUAUGCCGAAACUCAUGCUAUUGUUGUUCAAUAUAUGUCGUUCAUGUUAUAAUCCUGUGUUUUUUUUAGACGAUCAUGUCUUUGUUGUAUUGUUAUUUCAAUUCUAAUGUUUCAUUUCAACAAAUUAAUGUAAGAUGUGUGUGUUGUUGUUUGGUUCCUUUCUUCAUGUAAUGAUUUAAUAAAUAUCCGACCUAUAUCUACUUUCAAAUUAGAAAAA
Messenger RNA from Medicago truncatula (barrel medic), 1152 nucleotides. Its product is annotated as albumin-2. The record is from RefSeq and is a predicted model, not a curated record. NCBI's taxonomy places the organism in Eukaryota, Viridiplantae, Streptophyta, Magnoliopsida, Fabales, Fabaceae. The transcript has a single exon. The coding region runs from base 79 to 738 and encodes 219 amino acids.